Molecule: messenger RNA, 1377 nt
Organism: Hyphopichia burtonii NRRL Y-1933
Lineage: Eukaryota; Fungi; Ascomycota; Pichiomycetes; Serinales; Debaryomycetaceae
Exons: 1
Biological process (GO): urea transmembrane transport
Cellular component (GO): plasma membrane
Molecular function (GO): urea transmembrane transporter activity
Source: RefSeq, a predicted model, not a curated record
AAAGUAGGUGGGUUAAACAAUCUUUGGACUAGAGUGACGGAAGCCGCUAAAGAUAAGUAUAUUGAGGGUAACUAUGAAGGUUCAUUUCUUACUGGGAAAUCUGAAAAUGGAUUUAUAUUUGCGUUGGUCUUGACCAUUGGGAAUUUUGGAUUGACGAUUUCUGAUUCCUCAUUCUGGCAGAAAAGUUUUUCAGCAAGACCGGAAGCUACAUUUCCUGGAUACUUAACAGCCUCUAUUGCAAUUUUAUCUAAUGCAUGGAGUAUUGGAGCUAUUCUCGGAUCAGCUACUUUGUUUUUGGAAAACGAUCCUUCUUUCCCUACUUACCCUAGAAAGAUGACUCAGUAUGAAAUUGAAAGUGGAUUCCCUUUACCUUACAUCGUGAAGGCUACCUUGGGUAAAAGCUCAGUUGGAGCUAUAUUAUUGGUAAUUUAUUUAUCCGUUACUUCUACUGUCAGUGCCCAAAUGAUUUCCGUAAGUAGUAUCAUUUCUUAUGAUAUCUAUAAGAAGUAUAUCCACCCUAAGGCUAAUAACAAACAGGUGAUUAGAAUUUCUCAUCUUUCAGUUGUUGCUUUUGGAUUAUUCUCAGCUGGGUUCUCAAUAAUGCUUCAUUACGUCGGUGUCACUAUGACUUGGAUGGGUUAUUUCAUUAGUAAUGUUAUAUGUGUUGCCGUUUUCCCUCUUGCUCUUAGUAUUCUCUGGGAUAGACAAACCCGGAUUGCAGCUACGGUUUCACCAAUAAUUGGUAUAAUUUCAUCUUUCAUCGUAUGGAUUCUUGUUUCAAGAAAGUUCGCCAACGGUGUAAUAAAUGCUACAACAUUGAGUGCUCAAGUUCCAUGUUUAUAUUCUGGACUUACCGCUCUUUUCCUUCCAGGAAUACUAUCAGUCAUCAUCAGUCUCGCUUAUAAACCUUACAAGUAUGACUGGAACAAAUUCAAAGAAGCUCAAUUGGUUAUUGCAAGUGAAAAAGCCAACGAAAGCCAAGAAGAUAGCACGUCAAACAAUUCUGUCAAUCAAAAACUCGAUGAGAAGAACAAUAACUAUUCAGUAGAAGAGACUUCUCAAAAAGAUAUUGAGCUUGAAUCUUUGGAACUGGCUGAGAAAACGGAUAAGCUCCUUAACAAAUAUAUUAAACUUGCUACUAUUGCAUUCAUAGUGACAUUAUUACUUACAUGGGUUAUUUGGCCUUGUGCAAUGUACCGUGAUUGGAUCAUGACCGAAGCUUACUAUAAAGGGUAUAUAGUUGUUGGACUCAUCUGGCUUUAUACAACCCUAAUUGUCAUUGGUUUAUUCCCUAUAUGGGAGGGUAGACAUGCAAUAAAAAUCAUUAUCAAAGGACUUUAUAGAGACUAUAUCAAAAGAGAGAAGCCUCAGAAUUAA